GUUGGAAAUAUGACUUCAACAGCCAUAGCAAAGUAUUCGUAUGAACCUCAACGAGAGGAUGAACUGCGAUUGUGCAAAGGCGAUGUGGUGACGGUGCUAGAGAAAAGUUCCGACGGAUGGUGGAAAGGCCAGUGUCACGGCGAAACUGGCUGGUUUCCGUCCAAUUACAUCGAUGAAUCUCCGCCGAAUACGUUCUCUCCGGCAAAAAUGCUUGCUGGAGGUGAUAUUGGCAAUGGAAUACAGAAGCCGAAAAAUAUUUCGAUGAUAUCCUCACCGAAGCAAACGAUCCUUGAAGUUGUAAUAGCGUUGUAUUCAUUUGAUGCACAGACAGCUGGCGAGUUAUCUUUUCGCAAAGGUGAACGUUUAGAAAUUAUCGAUCAUCCGGCGCAUGAUCCAGAAUGGUGGAAAGCCAGAAACUCGAAGGGAUGCACCGGCCUUGUCCCUACCAAUUAUAUUGAGGUUCUUGAAAGAAAUCCGUCCGCAAACAAAGACAACUUUAUCAGUUCUGCUGUCGUACAAGACAAACGUGCCCUCAUAGCAACUGCCUCAUCCAACGGAUCCUUCCCUUCAGCUCCCUUGAAGACAAGGUAUUACGGUGUUAUUCAUGCUUAG
Messenger RNA from Anisakis simplex (herring worm), 612 nucleotides. Lineage: Eukaryota; Metazoa; Nematoda; Chromadorea; Rhabditida; Anisakidae. The record is from the annotation of a GenBank genome assembly.